AGGACAACAUUUAUCUAUGACUUUCUCAAAUUCAAAUUUCAAACGGCUGUGGACAGAUUAGGCGCCUUAAUUCAAACUCUAACGUUCGCAUCGUUGACUCGCCGUCCAAUCAGCGCACUGCAUUUGGCUCCCAGGUCACCGGCCGGUCACAGACGCGUCCAGACAAGCCCCUCUCUCAGUCGCUGGACUACAGCUCAACACAUUCUCCCGUGUCUGGAUUUUGCACAUUGCGUUUUUACAGCCCGUUUUCUGUACAAGGGUGAUGCCUCAGCUUCAUGUGGACCAGAACGCACCACUGAAAGCUACAAGUCUGCAGUUGAUCAGUUACAGACUGAAGAUGUGUCAGACGUUCAUGGAAUAAAGUUCAGAUAUGGCCGAAUCACAGACACAGGACAUUAGCCGUGCCAUUGCUGCAGUGUUUCCAGAUCUACCUGAAGCAGUUCUCACUUCAGUAGAAGAUACUCUUAACGCACUUGGUACAGAGACCAUAGAUGAUCUGCAGUACAUUACAGAAGGAGACUUGCUGCCAGUGUUAAAGCCGAUCCAAGCCAGAAGACUUGUUGCUGCAUGGACAAAGAACAAGUCAACCAUUCAAACAUCAACCUCAGCCUGUUCCUCUCCAGUGUCUGUCUGUUCUUCUCCACUCAGUUCUCCCUCACCAGCGUCAUCUUCAGCCACUUCACCAUUCUUGGCACGCAGUUCCACUUCUGUGCCAAACUGGGCAGACAAUUUCCAGAUUCCAUGGCAGAUGUUCCCUGAAGAGUUAGUGCAGAUUUUGGAAAGGCAGAAAAGACCAAAUCCGCGACUACGGCGAGAGAUGGUGAGGAUUGUAGUUUCUGAAAUGAUGAAGAUGUGUAAUAAUCCAACCAAACGCAACACUACAGAGAUAGGCAAAAAAAUGGUGGCCAAGUAUCCAAAAUCUCUUCAAGAUGUCAUCGAGGGUGACAUAGUUGGACCUGGAUAUCAUUCACUCGUCAAGCAACUCCAAGCGCGAGUUGAAAAUGUUAAACGAUCCAACACACCAAAGAUAACCAAGCGCAAGGCAGCAUCAGAUGACAAUGACACGGAGGAGAUUCCAGCUGAAGAAAAGGCAAGUGUUCAAGACACGUAUGGCUGUGUCAACUGGGAGCCUAAAUAUUUGCCCCUAUCUGAAACGGUUGAGAGUCAGAUAGAAAAAAAAGAAAAGAUGAAGAAGAUGUUUGAAGAGACGACAUUUUACAAUAAAGAGGAUGUGGAAAAAUUAGUACAGUCUACCUAUAACACUCAGCGUAAAGACAUAAACAAGGGGACAAGCAUCCAGAAACUCAAACAAGAGUGGCCCUUCCUAUUUCAAGAAGCUGGUUUGGCAGCACACUUUCAAGAACUUACUGGUGUGAGUCUAAUAGAGUCCUUCCUCGCUAAUGUUGACAGAAAGGGUGGACGCCUCUUAAACUUCCUCAAAAGUGUUGAUGCACGAAAACACAAACAAGUCCUGGAUGUGCUUAUCAAGUUUCAGACUGAGAAAGGCCAGUUGGAUGGUUGCUCCGAAGGCAUUAUACAGAUGGUACUUCUUUUACUGGCUCAUUUUGGUGAGAAGGAGGAGGACCUGUUCCACUGUGUUGAGGAGACAUGCCUGGCUGAAGAGGUGGGGAUGGAGAAGUUGCCACCAACACCCUGCAUUAUUGUGUGUGGGUCCUCCUGCUUUGCUGCUGGGACAUUCAUGUUGAGCAUCGACCAGCGGAUUAUCAACGACCACAUUACUUCCUUCAUGACUGCCUUCUGCCUGAUGUUUGGCAGUUACUACUGCUUCAACAUACACUACCCAGUGGAACUACGGUCAACACUGGAGUUCCUCCAAAGGUGCUUCUUCUCAAUAAAUCCUGAGAGAGGAACCAAAGUCGAGUGGAAGAAGAAUAAGAAAGUACUCUCGGUCAAUCCCAGGGUCCUCACCUUGAUUGCAGACCUUGCAGACCAUGAGUGGACAUAGACAUUACCUACUAACCUAGGCCUUUAGGGAUGUUUUUUCUAUGAGAAUGUGUUAAGGUAUACUGUAUGAUCGAUACACUGCAGAUAUUUGGUUGUUAAAAGAGUACCAAAGAGUUAAUUGAAAGCCAAUAACCUAUAUUUUGUAACGGUAAAUGUUCAGUUUUACUAAGUGAGUUUUUUGCACGUUUUGCGCUGCAAACAAGUUGAGGUGAACUCGAAAGUUCCAGAAAAGUUGUUAAAAGAGUACCAAAGAGUUAAUUGAAAGCCAAUGUACCUAUAUUUUGUAACUGUAAAUGUUCAGUUUUAAUAAGUGAGUUUUUUGCACCUAUUUGUGCUGCAAAUAAGUCGAGGUGAACUUGAAAGUUUCAGAAAAGUUGUUAAAAGUGUACCAAAGAGUUAAAUGUAAGCCAACACUGCACAAAAAACAGAUCUUACCAAGUGUUUUGUCUAAUUUCAAGUAACAAUAUCUCAUUACAUUUAAUAUAUUACAGUCGCCUAAGUAGUGAUCUUAUAUCUGGUAUACAACAACUUAUUUUAAUAUGCUUAACAAGCAAAUUUGCACUUGUUCCAUUGGCAAAAACAAAAAAAAUGCUUGUAAGACUUUAUUUUUAAUUGCCUAUGAAAUAAGUCAGAUUUGCUUAAUUGGAGACAGAGUACAAGAUCCAUAAGAUGAACUCUGAGAUUUACAGUGAACAAGUUAAGUAUCUUCAAAUAAGUUAUAUACCUGAUAUAAGAUCAUUGUCAUGUGAUUAUGUCUUAUAUUAAGUGUAAUGAUAUGUUUUGACUAGAAAUUAGAAAAAUAUACUUGGCAAGAUCUGUCUUUUUAUGCAGUGAAUGUACACCAUUCCUCUGAAAUGUGUCAUGUGUAGUAUCCAUGUGCAGCUUUACUUAGUGAGUUUUUUUUGAUGUUAUGAAACUUGAAAGUUACAGGAAUUUCUUUCUAUUAAGAUAAUACUCUCCUACUGUAAGCAAGGCAGUAAAUGUAAGGUUCCAAGCCUUUGCUGUUUAAGGCAUCAUAGAAAUAAAUAAGAAUCAAUAAACUUUUCUUUAUUUCAAAA
This is a messenger RNA of Notolabrus celidotus (New Zealand spotty), 3023 nucleotides long. RefSeq lists its product as uncharacterized. The transcript has 6 exons. Lineage: Eukaryota; Metazoa; Chordata; Actinopteri; Labriformes; Labridae. The coding region runs from base 371 to 1966 and encodes 531 amino acids. The record is from RefSeq and is a predicted model, not a curated record.